Epinephelus moara (kelp grouper) is the source of this 1004-nucleotide messenger RNA. RefSeq names its product purpurin-like. Lineage: Eukaryota; Metazoa; Chordata; Actinopteri; Perciformes; Serranidae. The coding region runs from base 99 to 686 and encodes 195 amino acids. The record is from RefSeq and is a predicted model, not a curated record. The transcript is spliced from 6 exons. Gene Ontology annotation, molecular function: retinol transmembrane transporter activity; retinoid binding.
AGAUAUAAAAGGGCUCACACGGCGUCUUCUCACCACAGCUCAGACACGGCAGCAGCUCUUCACUGAAAACUUCCUGCAGCUUCAUUCUACGCCUCAGAAUGGACUUCCAAAUCUUUGCCCUGGUGAUGUUGUUCCUGGCCUGUGUGGAGCAGGGCCUGGCCUCCUGUGUGGUUGACAGUUUCACAGUCAAAGAGGACUUUGACCCCAAGAGAUAUGAAGGAAAGUGGUAUGCCCUGCAGAAGAAAGACCCCGAGGGUUUGUUCCUGCAAGACAACAUCUCUGCUGAGUACACAGUUGGAGAUGAUGGUGCUAUGAUUGCCUCCUCCAGGGGCAGAGUGACUCUCUUUGGGUUUUGGGUUGUCUGUGCUGACAUGGCUGCUCAGUACUCCGUGCCUGACCCCGGCACCCCUGGCAAGAUGUUCAUGAACUACCAGGGCCUGGCCAGCUACCUGUCGAGCGGCGGUGACAACUACUGGGUCAUUGACACAGACUAUGACAACUAUGCCAUCACCUAUGCCUGCCGCACUCUGAAGGAGGAUGGAAGCUGCGAGGAUGGAUACUCCCUGGUCUUCUCCCGCAACCCACGUGGCCUCCCCCCUGCCAUCCAGAGAGUCGUCCGCCAAAAGCAGGAGGAAAUCUGCAUGGCCGGAGAGUUCCAGCCUGUGCUGCAGUCUGGAGCCUGCUAGACUGUUCAUUAGCUGGAGUUUGUCAAGCCCUUUGUUAUCCUGGAUUGAUCAUUGUCCUGCCUAAACUGAAGCCAAAGCUCUUCUCAAAGACGCAAAUAUGAGAAUAAUCAUGCUAUGCUUAUGAUUGACCAUGUUUCAAUGUCAAGUGAGAGAAUUUGCAGAUAAAUCCACUUCAACGCCCCAUGAAAAAUUUAAUUAAUGCUUCCAAGGUGAAACUAUAUUUCCAAAUCCAAACCACUGAAAAGUAGCGGUUGAGUGAAUGUGAUGAAAUCCCCAACCACACAGUAUUGUCACACUGAUGGGUACCAUCUGCACUGU